GUACUGACGACAAACAAUACGACGCUGACCUACCUGGAUAUGGGCAACAACGGACUUACCAGUGUCGGCAUGACACCACUGCUGAAGGCUCAAUCGAUGACACAACUUCACCUGUUAAACAACAAACUGGGCGAGGGAUUGAGUGAGUUAUUACCUGCACUACUGGCCAAUCCAGUCAUCGAAACGUUUGGCAUCGGUGCCAACCAGUUGCACGAGGCACUAAGUGUCACGAUGUUGGACGCGCUGCACUCGCAUCCGUCUUUGAAGACGCUCGAGAUGGGAGGAAACACGCUGGGCAUAGCAGGACACGACGCUCUCGACAAGCUGAAGGAGGCCAACCGCGGACUAGAUGUUGCUGUGGACAAGAACGCGCAAAACGAGGACGGUAGCUUUGAUUUCCAGAACCAGCAGUAGAAGACUCUGGCGCUAGAGUGCUCUGCUUCUGGGCUGUAUUGUUAAAUAGAGGGACGCAACAACGGUCG
This is a messenger RNA of Phytophthora infestans T30-4, 482 nucleotides long. RefSeq lists its product as uncharacterized. NCBI's taxonomy places the organism in Eukaryota, Oomycota, Peronosporomycetes, Peronosporales, Peronosporaceae. The record is from RefSeq and is a predicted model, not a curated record. The coding region runs from base 70 to 414 and encodes 114 amino acids. The transcript has a single exon.